Messenger RNA from Camelina sativa (false flax), 1880 nucleotides. NCBI's taxonomy places the organism in Eukaryota, Viridiplantae, Streptophyta, Magnoliopsida, Brassicales, Brassicaceae. The record is from RefSeq and is a predicted model, not a curated record.
UUCCCCUGUCUCCUCCCACAUCACUCACAGAGAUCCACACAGAUCAAAGAAAACUCAAAAAAAUGGCGUUGCUUGUUGAGAAAACCUCAAGUGGCCGUGAAUACAAGGUCAAAGACAUGUCUCAAGCCGACUUCGGCCGUCUCGAAAUCGAGCUAGCCGAAGUCGAAAUGCCUGGACUCGUCUCUUGCAUUACCGAGUUCGGACCAUCUCAGCCACUCAAAGGAGCAAGAAUCACCGGAUCACUCCACAUGACGAUCCAAACCGCCGUCUUGAUCGAAACCCUAACCGCUCUUGGCGCUGAAGUCAGAUGGUGUUCUUGCAACAUCUUCUCAACUCAAGACCACGCCGCGGCCGCCAUCGCUCGUGACUCCGCCGCUGUGUUCGCUUGGAAAGGUGAGACUCUUCAAGAGUAUUGGUGGUGUACGGAGAGAGCUCUUGACUGGGGUCCCGGUGGUGGUCCUGAUCUAAUCGUUGAUGACGGUGGUGAUGCUACUCUCUUGAUCCAUGAGGGUGUUAAAGCUGAAGAGAUCUUUGAGAAGACUGGUACGUUCCCUGACCCGACGUCUACUGAUAACCCCGAGUUUCAGAUCGUGUUGGCGAUUAUCAAAGAAGGUCUUCAAGUUGAUCCUAAGAAGUACCAUAAGAUGAAGGAGAGAUUGGUUGGUGUCUCUGAGGAAACUACCACUGGUGUUAAGAGGCUUUAUCAGAUGCAGGAGACUGGAGCUCUCUUGUUCCCUGCCAUUAACGUCAAUGACUCUGUCACCAAGAGCAAGUUUGACAACUUGUAUGGAUGCCGACACUCGCUACCCGACGGUCUCAUGAGGGCUACUGAUGUUAUGAUUGCCGGAAAGGUUGCUGUUAUCUGUGGUUAUGGUGAUGUUGGAAAAGGUUGUGCUGCAGCCAUGAAGACCGCUGGUGCUCGUGUCAUUGUGACUGAGAUUGAUCCAAUCUGUGCCCUUCAGGCUCUUAUGGAAGGUAUCCAAGUUCUAACUCUUGAGGAUGUUCUCUCAGAAGCUGAUAUCUUUGUUACCACAACUGGAAACAAAGAUAUUAUUAUGGUUGACCACAUGAGGAAGAUGAAGAACAAUGCCAUUGUCUGCAACAUUGGUCAUUUUGACAACGAAAUCGACAUGUUAGGGCUCGAGACCUACCCUGGUGUGAAACGUAUUACCAUCAAGCCGCAGACUGAUAGGUGGGUGUUUCCAGACACCAAGUCAGGCAUCAUUGUUCUAGCUGAAGGUCGUUUAAUGAACUUGGGAUGCGCAACUGGACACCCUAGUUUCGUGAUGUCGUGUUCGUUCACCAACCAGGUGAUUGCACAGCUUGAGCUCUGGAACGAGAAGUCGAGCGGGAAGUACGAGAAGAAGGUGUAUGUUUUGCCUAAGCACUUGGAUGAGAAGGUAGCUGCACUUCACUUGGGCAAGCUAGGUGCAAGACUCACCAAGCUUAGCAAGGACCAAUCUGACUAUGUCAGCAUACCCAUUGAAGGUCCUUACAAGCCUGCUAACUACAGGUACUGAGAAGAUUAAAGAGCCGAGCAUUGAUUGGUUCUUCUUACACCAAGGGGUUUGUAUGGUUUUAUGAUUAAGCCGUUUGUUGGCAAUUGUUUGAGUCCGGUCGGAUCUGGUCUGGUCUGGUCGGGGUAAUAUGAGAUAUUGGUCCUUUGAUGAAGGUGGCCAAGUAUUGGUAUGAAUAAGGGGGUUGUUCUUGGUUUGAAAGGCUGUUUUUUGUUUUUUUUUUGGUUUUCUUCCAUUUCUACUUUUAUAUAUCUCAACUAAACUUAGCUUUUGUUAUACAUUGUUAGGCUUAUUUAUGCUUUGUUCUGUUUACUUUUCGAACAAGGGAGAAAACAAAAAUAUGCAAAGCUAUUUUCUACUUCA